AUGGCUCCCUGGGAGUCUGUUCCCUCCGCGCGUGAAGUUGUAGCACAGCUCCAGGACAUGCUGGCCGCGCACGGCCAUCGUGCGGCCCACUGGCACGGGCACUCCUUCGGAUGUGUCGUCAUCGGUUGGGUCAUGAAGAUGUCACCGAGUUCUGUGGUCUAUGCGACUUUGAUGGAGCCCGCACAGUUUUUGGUCAUCAAGGCAGAAGCCCUCACAAAGGUUCUUUGGGGCCAUGCCGCGACUUCUUUCGAGAUAUUGAUCCGGUACUUUGCAUUCCGCGAGCUUUUCACGGUGAACCUCCUUUGCCGGAAUUUCUUCUGGGAGCAAAGUUCUAUGUGGCCUGAGGACCUGCAGCUUGUCCUUUGCGCUUUGGAUGUCCAGCCCGAUUUUUGCAGAGGGCAUCUCUUUGCAGGUGCUGUGCCGUACCCAGCCUUGAGCUCGAACUCGAAUUUCCUGCGGCGAUUGGGGCCGAAUGUUGUGUGA
Molecule: messenger RNA, 483 nt
Organism: Symbiodinium necroappetens
Lineage: Eukaryota; Dinophyceae; Suessiales; Symbiodiniaceae
Source: the annotation of a GenBank genome assembly